AUGCGAUUUGAUCUGUUUUUCAUCUGCGUCUUCUGGACGCUCCAGGUAUUUCUCUUUUGCAAGGCGACCCCGCCUAGGAGCUCAACGAACUUCGACCGCGUGGAAGAGGCGCUUCCCCUCCCUGAACAUGUCCCCCGUGAAAGCGUUACCACAUAUGCAUUGCCAUUGCUCGGAGCGGGUGGCGUACCCAUCAGAAGGGGAGGUGUUCCGCUGGAACCGUUCGGAAUUGCAACUCGGCCUCGAAGGCCAACAUUGACCCAUGCCAUACCCAUUAGGCAAGUUGAUCCUGGUCAGUCGGUGUCUGCUCCUCUCUAUAGAUCGGGCUCGACCUCUCGUGAUGGAAGGGGACCACCCUUGCCCUAUAGACCACUCGUGAGACCAGUCGAGCCUGGUCAGUACGGGUUCGCCCCCGUCCACUAUUCCGGCCGGCCUCGAAGGCCGACAUUGACCCAUGCCAUACCCAUUAGGCAAGUUGAUCCUGGUCAGUCGGUGUCCGCUCCUCUCUAUAGAUCGGUCUCGACCUCUCGUGAUGGAAGGGGACCACCCUUGCCCUAUAGACCACUCGUGAGACCAGUCAAGCCUGGCCAGUACGGGUUCGUCCCCGUCCACUAUUCCGGUCGGCCUCCAAGGCCGACAUUGACCUAUGCCAUACCCAUUAGGCAAGUUGAUCCUGGUCAGUCGGUGUCCGCUCCUCUCUAUAGAUCGGUCUCGACCUCUCGUGAUGGAAAGGGACCACCCUUGCCCUAUAGACCACUCGUGAGACCAGUCGAGCCUGGUCAGUACGGGUUCGCCCCCGUCCACUAUUCCGGCCGGCCUCGAAGGCCGACAUUGACCCAUGCCAUACCCAUUAGGCAAGUUGAUCCUGGUCAGUCGGUGUCCGCUCCUCUCUAUAGAUCGGUCUCGACCUCUCGUGAUGGAAGGGGACCACCCUUGCCCUAUAGACCACUCGUGAGACCAGUCAAGCCUGGCCAGUACGGGUUCGUCCCCGUCCACUAUUCCGGUCGGCCUCCAAGGCCGACAUUGACCUAUGCCAUACCCAUUAGGCAAGUUGAUCCUGGUCAGUCGGUGUCCGCUCCUCUCUAUAGAUCGGUCUCGACCUCUCGUGAUGGAAAGGGACCACCCUUGCCCUAUAGACCACUCGUGAGACCAGUCGAGCCUGGUCAGUACGGGUUCGCCCCCGUCCACUAUUCCGGCCGGACCUCUCGGUUUGCGAGUGGAAGGAUCGGUGGAUCGAAGCCCCCCCAAGUCGAGGCCUUGUGGAAGGAAUAUCGCAGAAGGUACAGCGAGCAGCUGCCGGUACUAUUCGGCCCAAACGCUGAGCAGAAUAGGGAAGAGGAGGCAGAAACGUUCCAGAAAUACAAAGCCCGACUCGCGGAGCUAGACCACCUUCGAAAGUGA
Messenger RNA from Ustilago hordei, 1398 nucleotides. RefSeq lists its product as uncharacterized. Lineage: Eukaryota; Fungi; Basidiomycota; Ustilaginomycetes; Ustilaginales; Ustilaginaceae. The record is from RefSeq and is a predicted model, not a curated record. The coding region runs from base 1 to 1398 and encodes 465 amino acids. The transcript has a single exon.